This is a messenger RNA of Mesocricetus auratus (golden hamster), 3293 nucleotides long. RefSeq names its product mediator complex subunit 15 (gene Med15). Gene Ontology annotation, biological process: regulation of DNA-templated transcription. The record is from RefSeq and is a predicted model, not a curated record. Gene Ontology annotation, molecular function: transcription coregulator activity. The coding region runs from base 251 to 2524 and encodes 757 amino acids. The transcript is spliced from 20 exons. NCBI's taxonomy places the organism in Eukaryota, Metazoa, Chordata, Mammalia, Rodentia, Cricetidae.
CGCGUUCGGGCCUGGCUCUGUGUUAGAGGCGGCGGCGGUGUCUGUGGCGGCGAGGGACGCGAGCUACGGGCAUGGACGUUUCGGGGCAGGAGACCGACUGGCGUAGCGCCGCCUUUCGGCAGAAGCUUGUCAGCCAAAUAUGCAGCUUGGAGAGCAUUCUCUGAAUUUCACAGUGUCUGCUUUGGUGUCAGAUACUUAGGAUCCAUCCCUGUCCCCUCAUCUAAAGUGGGUCACCCUCUGUGAGGAUGCCAUGAGGAAAGCUGGUGUGGCCCACAGUAAAUCUAGCAAGGAUAUGGAGAGUCAUGUGUUCCUGAAGGCCAAGACCCGGGAUGAGUACCUUUCCCUUGUGGCCAGACUCAUUAUCCAUUUUCGAGAUAUUCAUAAUAAGAAAUCACAAGCUUCUGCCAGUGACCCCAUGAAUGCACUGCAGAGCCUUACUGGUGGACCCACUCCAGGGACAGCUGGGAUUGGCAUGCCUCCUCGGGGCCCAGGACAGUCCCUAGGCGGGAUGGGUGGCCUUGGUGCCAUGGGACAGCCAAUGCCCCUUUCUGGGCAGCCACCCCCUGGAACCUCUGGGAUGGCCCCUCAUGGCAUGGCUGUGGUGUCUACAGCAACUCCACAGACUCAGCUGCAGCUCCAGCAAGUGGCAUUGCAGCAGCAGCAGCAGCAACAGCAGCAGUUCCAGCAACAGCAGGCAGCACUGCAGCAGCAGCAACAGCAGCAGCAGCAGCAGCAGCAGCAGCAGUUCCAGGCACAACAGAACGCCAUGCAGCAACAGUUCCAAGCAGUAGUGCAGCAGCAGCACCUUCAGCAGCAGCAGCAGCACCUGAUCAAGUUACAUCAUCAAAGCCAGCAACAGAUACAACAGCAGCAACUGCAGAGGAUGGCGCAAUUGCAGCUGCAACAGCAGCAACAACAGCAACAGCAGCAAGCUUUACAGGCCCAGCCACCAAUGCAGCAGCCACCAAUGCAACAGCCCCCGCCUCCCCCUUCUCAGGCCCUGCCCCAGCAGCUGCAGCAGAUGCAUCAUCCACAGCAUCACCAGCCACCACCUCAGGCCCAGCAAUCCCCAGUUGCUCAGAACCAAGCACCACAGCUCCCACCACAGUCACAAAGCCAGCCUUUGGUGUCACAAGCACAAGCCCUCCCUGGACCAAUGCUGUAUGCUGCCCAACAGCAGCUGAAAUUUGUCCGUGCUCCGAUGGUGGUCCAGCAGCCGCAGGUGCAACCCCAGGUGCAGCAGGUACAGCCCCAGGUGCAGCAGCAGGCGGCAGUGCAGACAGCACAGGCUGCCCAGAUGGUAGCUCCCGGCGUCCAGAUGAUUGCUGAAGCCUUGGCCCAAGGCGGGAUGCACGUAAGAGCCCGGUUCCCGCCCACCUCCACCAUGUCUGCUGGCCCGUCAAGCUCCGUCUGUGUGGGCGGACAGCCCACAGCACAGGUCAGCCAAAGCAGCCUCACCAUGCUGUCCUCACCAUCACCGGGCCAGCAGGUGCAGACCCCACAGUCGAUGCCCCCUCCCCCACAGCCAUCCCCACAACCUGGCUCACAGCCCAACUCCAAUGUCAGCUCCGGCCCUGCCCCAUCCCCCAGCAGCUUCCUGCCUAGCCCGUCACCACAGCCUUCUCAGAGCCCAGUGACAGCACGUACCCCGCAGAACUUCAGUGUCCCCUCUCCUGGACCUUUAAACACCCCUGUGAACCCCAGUUCUGUCAUGAGCCCAGCUGGCUCCAGCCAGGCUGAAGAGCAGCAGUACCUGGAUAAGCUGAAGCAGUUGUCCAAGUACAUUGAGCCCCUGCGACGCAUGAUCAACAAGAUUGACAAGAAUGAAGACAGAAAAAAGGACCUAAGUAAGAUGAAGAGCCUGCUGGACAUUCUCACUGACCCUUCUAAGCGGUGUCCCCUGAAGACCCUGCAGAAGUGUGAGAUUGCCCUGGAGAAACUCAAGAACGAUAUGGCGGUGCCCACACCCCCACCUCCACCAGUUCUUCCAACCAAACAGCAGGAUUUGUGCCAGCCACUCCUAGAUGCAGUCCUGGCCAACAUCCGUUCACCUGUCUUCAACCAUUCCCUGUACCGUACAUUCGUGCCAGCCAUGAUGGCCAUCCAUGGCCCACCUAUCAUGUCCCCAGUGGUGUGUUCCCGGAAGCGCAGAUUUGAGGACGAUGAGCGACAGAGCAUUCCCAAUGUGCUGCAAGGUGAAGUAGCCAGGUUGGACCCUAAGUUCCUGGUGAACUUGGACCCUUCUCAUUGUAGCAACAACGGCGCUGUCCACUUGAUCUGCAAGCUGGAUGACAAGGACCUCCCUAGUGUGCCACCACUGGAAAUCAGUGUGCCUGCUGACUACCCUGCCCAGAGCCCAAUGUGGAUCGACCAUCAGUGGCAGUACGAUGCCAACCCCUUUCUGCAGUCAGUGCACCGGUGCAUGACCUCCAGGCUGCUGCAGCUCCCUGACAAGCACUCAGUCACAGCCCUGCUCAACACCUGGGCCCAGAGCAUCCACCAGGCCUGCCUCUCAGCCGCCUAGCGAACCUGAACUUCUUAAUGGCUGCAGAUUUUACACCGCCUACCAGACGUUACUCCACGUUGACUUCUUAGGGCCUGGGUUAGGUUAGCUUUCCUGCUUUUACUUUCUGUCUCAGGGGCCUGCCAGACGUUCCCCAUGCUUGUGCAGUAUUGACCAGAUAGCUGUGGAGCUGGCUGCAUGAGGGCCUGCGAUGGUCCCAGGAAGUUUUUCCAUGGUUUCUUCCAGAAGUCAACCCCCCCCCCCCCCCCACUUCCUGUAGCCAUGCUUCCUGCAGCCCUUUUGGACUCCCUGUAUACUCAGUAGCAUGAGAACUCAGGUCCAUCUAAGCAUCUCUGUGUCACAAUACCAUUGUACUUGUGUCUGGAGAAUGGAGGACAUAGGAAACCCUCACUAGACAGACACAGGCAUGUGGGCACAUCCUGGGGACACUUCUGCAUCUAGGGCACAGGUUUCAGUUGAAGGAAAGGCCAGUAAGGCAGCAGCGGGUUCCCUGCCACUAGCAGGACUUCCCCAGAGUGCUGUGGGGAGGGGGGGCCAGCUGGGGUAGGUGCUGUCCCUGUUUCAGUGCUGAGACAUGACUGUCAUUGGAACCCACAGCCUCAGAACACCACAUUCUUAAUGUCUCCACCACCAGGAGUAUGGGCUUCCUUCAGAGUGCUGUUGCCAUAAGGCACAUGCCACCCUGGGCGCUCUGACGAAAAGAAAUUUCCCUUUUGAUAUGUGCACUACUCUGUCAUAUGAUUCUUAUAAUAAAUUUAUUAUUCCUGUU